AUGACGUGUUUCACCGAUAAAGCCAUCGAUGAUGUUCAGGACGACGCUACCAGCAGGGAAAAUGAGAUGGUAAGCAAUGAUGAUUUCACAUCGAGUGAAGAGACACAGGAUAGUGGAGAGCUUUGGGGAACAAUGCCGAGCACGGCUAAGGAAGUGAAUUCAACAGGAUCCAGAGGAGAUAAAGUGUUGAAUGAACUCCAAUUAACACUGCCAAAGCUAAAACGAUUUACGCGCCCAGGUAUUGCACCUUGGGAGAGGCAUAACAUUCCAACAGACAAGAGCCUAUUUCUGAAAGCAAAGCAGGGAGCGCAACCAGCAGAAUUGCGACUGCUGUUCAAAAAACUGAAAAGUACAAAGUAUCGUAUCCACCAAUGCAUCUAUACGGAUGGGUCAAAGGUGGAAGACAGAUGCGGCUACAGCGUAGUUUCAGAAGACCUGGUGAUCCAGAAACGAAUUCACCAUAUGUGUAGCAUAUUCACUGCUGAAAGUAUGGCAGUAAAGGAUGCAUUAGCAUGGGUGGCAGACCAAGAGCAUAUUGGAGCCUUUCUCAUAUGCACCGACUCCAUGAGCGUACUCACGUCUCUUGAAAGUAUUAUUCAAGAAGAAAAACAAUCAACUGAGGCUCGCGCUGAGGAGUUGGAAUCACGCGUUGGAAGUUUGGAGCACAUGAACUUACUAGCGAGAGGUCGAUCUAUAGAAAGGCAAAGUCCUCCGAUGAGUGGGAGAAGUACACCAACUAGUCCGAAUCGAGAUUACUUACAUAAGUAUCACACGGCCCCAGCUUCAAUGUCACCAGCCCAUUUGCAUCAAUAUGCCGUUGCUCUUAGCCAAGGUCAACUAUCAGAGUCCCUUCCAUCUAGUCAGGUACAGUUAUCGCAUCUUUCAUCGGAAAAAUCAUCAGAAAAUUUUCGUCAUAUUGGAAAUGAAAUGACUCCUCUAUCUACCGAAGCUGCUGCUAGUGGUGUGGCAUCUCCACUUACUGCGCGUUCAUUACGCCUUGAACGUUUCGCAUUAGCAUUAGCACACAGCCAAGAGGAAUUAAGAAGAUGUGGUACGACUGGAGUUUCGCCUCCAAGUUCACUUCUUGGAAGCCAAGAAUCGUUGAAAAAAUAUAAUGCAGUAAAUAUGUUAGGUUCGUUACAUACGUCAUCAUCUGUAACACGAGAGUCAGUUACUGCAGCACAGAAGAAAAAAGGCAUUAAGUCAAGUUUAGGACGACUUUUCAGUAAAAAGGAAAAGUGUAAAGCUGGAAAGGAGUCGUCAAUGCCUGAUGGUUCUAUCAGUAUGAUGUCAAUGAGUGGAUUAUCAUUAAUUAGUAACAUAGACUCAAACUACGAUAACAUUUCUGUAUAUAAGAUGCCGGAAAGUGUGACAACUGUGGAGUAUUGCAGACAGAAAAAAAAGGAUCAUGACUAUCGCCAUGAUUUACUGGAGGAAGCAAUGAAAGCAGGCACACCAUUUGCACUUUGGAAUGGCCCAACAAUUGUAGCAUGGUUAGAACUUUGGGUCGGAAUGCCUGCUUGGUAUGUAGCUGCUUGUCGCGCAAAUGUAAAAUCUGGUGCUAUUAUGAGUGCUUUGAGUGAUACUGAAAUUCAACGUGAAAUAGGCAUUAGUAACCCAUUACACCGGUUAAAAUUGCGACUGGCCAUACAAGAGAUGGUAUGUCUCACAUCUCCGUCUGCACCACAAACGACACGUACUACACUAGCAUUUGGAGACAUGAAUCACGAGUGGAUUGGUAAUUAUUGGCUACCUGGAUUAGGUCUUCCCCAAUACCGCACAACGUUCAUGGAAUGUCUAGUAGAUGCUAGAAUGUUAGACCAUUUAAACAAAAAAGAUCUCAGGGGACAGCUCAAGAUGGUAGAUGGCUUUCACCGAACAAGUCUUCAAUAUGGGAUAUCCUGCCUUAAGCGAUUGAACUAUGAUAGAAACGUACUCGAGGAGAGAAGAAAAGAAUCUGAAAACAGAUUAAAUGAUGUGUUGGUUUGGAGCAAUGAUCUUGUCAUUCGAUGGAUUCACUCUAUUGGUUUAAAAGUUCGUAUUGAAGAAUUAGAGGAAUACGGAAACAAUCUUCUGGAAUCUGGUGUGCAUGGAGCAUUGCUAGCGUUGGACGAAAGUUUUGAUGCAACCUCAUUAGCACUUGUACUUCAAAUUCCAACUCAAAAUACGCAGGUAAUUUAUGUAAAGAAUAAUAUUUUAGAUUGGUAUGUAUUUGAAUCUACUUGGCUAAGGCUAAGUUUGAGUCUUGCUCGAACCUGUCUGUAUUAUCGGUGUAACGGAAAUUUUAACAGCAUUACGAUUUCCCUUAUCGAUGCCGAUCGUUUAGAUGAAAUAGCUGUCCUAGUCAAAUCAAAUAACUGCUCGCUCUAUAUUUGUACCGUUUAUAUUCCUCCCAACUCUGAAUCCGUCUGAAUCCGACAUGUACGA
Messenger RNA from Topomyia yanbarensis, 2427 nucleotides. Its product is annotated as liprin-alpha-1-like. The record is from RefSeq and is a predicted model, not a curated record. Gene Ontology annotation, cellular component: presynaptic active zone. Gene Ontology annotation, molecular function: nucleic acid binding; protein binding. The transcript is spliced from 10 exons. NCBI's taxonomy places the organism in Eukaryota, Metazoa, Arthropoda, Insecta, Diptera, Culicidae. The coding region runs from base 1 to 2412 and encodes 803 amino acids. Gene Ontology annotation, biological process: synapse organization.